GAAAUGUUGCGGCGGGGGCCCGGGUUUGUUGCCUCCCUUCCCGUCUUCGGCAGUUGAAAGCAAAAGAGACUGCCAACGUGUGGGAGUAAUAUAGAGCGAGCGAAGGCCGUUCCGUGUGGAAGUAAUAUCAGCGGCGGCUUCAGCUCUGCUCUUCUUGGUCAUGUCCUUGAGGGGAACCGCGGAGAGGGGUGCUAGUUCUGCUUUUUCAUAUGUUCGGAACCGACGGACGCGCCAAGAAAUUCCGGUCCUCCAAGUCGCCGGAUGAGCAUGGUUCCAGGAGCAGCAACGCUAAGUAUCUAGAUGAAAGCUGUUUUAUACUUUACGUUUUUCCUCACUUCAGCAUCAGCUUCACAACCAGGAAAAGCUCGACGGAGAACCAUGCAUGCUAUACAGUAGUGUCAACCUACUCCAUCUACAGCAAGAGCCUGUGAAUAGUGGUGCUGGUGCUGCUCAAGCGAGAUUAUCUCAGCAGCGCCACUCCGUGCAAAUAAUUGUUUUGUCGCUGCGCCGCGAGAUAACCCAACCGGGUUUGCUGAGAUGGCGUAACGACGCUUGGUGUCGGUGUGAUGAAGAGGAUGGUUAAAAAGAACAGUUUUCGUCGCAAUAUAAUCGCGCCCCACGUCCAGCACGACCACAGCGACGGUUUGGCCACCGGACCCUCCACGAGCCGCACGUCCGCAGAGGAGGAUGACUAGGUAGCAUGAAGUACACCAGGGGAAGGGGCGGUGGAGUAGUGGGCACGCUAUCUGAUCUUACUUGUUGAAACAGAAAACGAAUCGUAUAUACACAUACAACUCAAAUUGAAAUUAUUGAAAAAUACCUUACAGUUUCGAUUCGUCGUGUACAAUUUUUGAGGUGCAUAUAAUGAAGUAAAGGCUGCGACACCAACGCCAGUUCGUGUUUAGUCGUUAUCUGUCUUUUUCACAGUUGUUCAUUUUCACGCACAUAAUUUUUUUUUGGGGGUCCGGCAGACUUAUAAAUGCGGCUUCGAUCGUCUUUAAGCCGAAAGGAAAUAUAAUGACAUGCGCUGAUGUUCGCUACUGGGCAAAGCAGCUGUACAUGACCUGUACAAUUCAUCAUGUGAAGAGAUAGAGACGUCCAUGCGUUUUCAUGUUUGUACAUCAUAUUCACGCUCGCAUGCGUGCCAAGCCGCAGUGCCGUUCUUCCG
Molecule: messenger RNA, 1168 nt
Organism: Amoebophrya sp. A120
Lineage: Eukaryota; Dinophyceae; Syndiniales; Amoebophryaceae
Source: the annotation of a GenBank genome assembly